UAUGUGAAUAAAGCAAUUGGACAUAGUUAUAAUACCAGAAGUAAUUCAAUGACUUCAACAAUCCAAAUUGUGAUUAAUCGAGAUAAUGCACAUCAUCUGUUUGAUGCAAAACAUUUAUAUUUACUAGAUCAUAUAAAGAACCAUAUUGAGGAUUUUGAUCCUGAAGGAUGA
Molecule: messenger RNA, 171 nt
Organism: Entrophospora candida
Lineage: Eukaryota; Fungi; Glomeromycota; Glomeromycetes; Entrophosporales; Entrophosporaceae
Source: the annotation of a GenBank genome assembly